CGGGGCUGUCUCUUAAAGGGCCCCCGGCCGCUGCCCUUAGGCCACUUCCUGGGGGCGGAGAGGACUUGAGCGGCUGCGGCAACACCGGGUGAAGGCGGCGGCGCCCGGGUCCCGAGACUCCCGGCUGCUCACAUCAGAGUCCUCGGACACUCCCAGCUCCGACUGAGCGUGCAUCUUCGCUCCCCAGCCAAUACCGAGGCACCUCCGCCAUCGGCUCCAGUCAGCCCAGCCUCCAUCUCCCGGGACCCGCGCCGGAGCCAGGCCAGGCCUCUGACUGGCCCCUGGAGCCCUACGUGGACUCGCCCACGGCGACAGCGAUCUGCCCGAGAACUCGGAAGCUAGACCCUUCAAAGAGUCGGCCUUGUGCUAGCCACCGUCACCUGCUGGUUGGAUUCCGGAAACCCACUAUUUGAAGACGACAGAAAGGAAUCGCAGACCACCCAGAAUCGGAUGCGUCUGGACCUAAAUCUUCGGCCCUCUCUGGCUUCGCUCUGCUCUUUUCAUCCGUUCUGUCAACCUUUCCGGUCUUUCUGUGCCCAGAAACCAUCCCCCACCAUCAAGGUACCUGGGGUGAGCCCUGAAUCUUGCUGUACUCCAACCUGUACCUCCAGCCCAGAGACAGACUGAACCUGACGACCAAAUUCCACACACUCAGGAAAUUCCACCUUUUCUCUUUCAGUGUCUCCAGUAUUCCUCAAAAUUUCCCCUCCUCCUGUGACCUCUUCGCCCCCCUCCUUUGGGGGCCCUGUGACCCUGAAUGUGGGGGGCACACUAUAUUCCACCACUUUGGAGACCCUGACUCGAUUCCCAGACUCUAUGCUGGGGGCCAUGUUUAGGGCCGGUACCCCCAUGACCCCCAACCUCAAUCCCCAGGGAGGCGGUCACUACUUCAUCGACCGAGAUGGCAAGGCCUUCCGGCACAUCCUCAAUUUCCUCCGGCUGGGCCGCCUGGACCUGCCCCGAGGAUAUGGAGAGACAGCGCUUCUCAGGGCAGAGGCUGACUUUUACCAGAUCCGCCCCCUCCUGGAUGCCCUGCGGGAACUGGAGGCCUCUCGCGGGACCCCAGCACCCACAGCCGCCCUGCUCCACGCAGAUGUAGAUAGCAGCCCCCGCCUGGUGCACUUCUCUGCUCGUCGGGGCCCACACCACUAUGAGCUGAGCUCUGUCCAGGUGGACACCUUCCGGGCCAACCUCUUCUGCACCGACCCUGAGUGUCUGGGUGCCAUGCGGGCCCGAUUUGGUGUAGCCAAUGAGGACAGGGCGGAGGGAGGCCCACACUUUCGCCUGGAGUGGGCCCCCUGCCCCGCAGAACUCCCCGAAGUGGAGUACAGGAGACUGGGGCUGCAGCCACUGUGGACUGGGGGGCCAGGAGAGCGACGGGAGGUGGUGGGCACACCAGGCUUCCUGGAGGAGGUGCUGCGGGUGGCUCUGGAGCACGGCUUCCGUCUCGACUCUGUCUUCCCUGACCCUGAAGACCUGCUCAACUCCCGAUCUCUGCGCUUCGUCCGGCACUAAGAACUGGGAAAGCUGCCCUCAGUUUGACUGGGGGCAGGGCGGGGCAGGGCGGUGGGAAGAAAAGAUGGGUCAGGAAAGGGGAUGAAGGCUCUCCUGAGGCCUCUUCCUACCUCUGCUUCGGGAGCUGUGAGAGUCAGGGAUCCACUGCACCUGACUGGAGUCCAUAUGUGGGCAGGAAUCCUCAAACCAGAGCCCACCAAAGGCUCACAAGACCAGAGGGUCUAGACGAGUGCUAAUCCUGGGAGGGGUGGGGAGGUUUCCUCAGGCAGUUUCUCACCUGAGCCGGGGAUCUCCAGUGUUUCUCGGUUAGAGCUCAGUGUUCAGGGGUCUGGAAAAGUGGGGAUGCUUCUCUGCCCAGGCUAGGCCUAGCAGAAUCAUAGAGGGACACUGAGGUCUGGGGGAAAGAGGGACUUUAGAUUGCUCUAACGUGGUUUCAUGGACUGUGAUUUCUCCUGGAGCUGGUGGCCCUGCCUGACCAAUGAGAGAUCAGAACACUCUGAAACAUGGGAAGGGAGAUUCUUUUGGCUGUGUCCCAAGCCUCCACUGAGGGAGACAGAAAGGCUACAUCCCACCCUGGGUUGGCAUAAAGGAGCUAGGAGGAUCCCCAUUAACUAUGGGGCUGGAGCAUCCCUCUGGAGAUCCCAGGGUUUAUAGAAUCCCACAUUGAUGGUAGGGCUGGCCAUGGGGAGCAGGUGGCAGCUUCUUGGGUCCUGGCCUUACUUCCUUCAUGCGUACGUGCGUGUCAGCCAGUGAGUCUGACUGAUGCAUGCAUCUCUGGCAUCCUGGCUCCCAUCUGUGUUGCUGGUGAUGGUGUCUGUGUGCGGUCUUUCUGUGGUCUCUGCAUGUCCAGUCCUGUUUGGGGUUGCCCGGCAACUGUUUUGACACCAGGUGUGUCUGUGGUAUAGGUGUGAGUAGACUGAGAAUUAAUUUAAUCACAAGGUGUGUGUGUGUGCACACAUGUGCUUGAUAUCACCACAUAGGCAGGAGGAGCCUGUUGGGGUUUGAGUCAAUAGGAUCUUCUGAUGAGAGGUAAGAGAAAAGUCACUGGGCUGAGCCUGGCCUUGGAGGCCUGUAUAGAACUCUUGGUUGCUAAGGCAACCAUGAGCCUGUUGCUAGGCGAUAGCUGGGGAAGGCCCAAGGCUGCCCAGGGCAGAGAGAACAGAAGUGUUUGAGAGAGUGGGGGAGGAUAUGGGAAGGGAUGGGAUUUCUGGAUCCCUGAGGGGAUGGGAUGUUAACAAACAACUUCUUCACUGGGGGAGUCACAUUAUUUAUCACUGGUCAUGAUUUACAAGAAGAAAAAUAAAAUUGCUUUUGGAACCACACAGAAA
Molecule: messenger RNA, 2843 nt
Organism: Camelus dromedarius (Arabian camel)
Lineage: Eukaryota; Metazoa; Chordata; Mammalia; Artiodactyla; Camelidae
Gene: KCTD11
Product: potassium channel tetramerization domain containing 11
Exons: 1
Coding region: 817-1515 (232 amino acids)
Biological process (GO): positive regulation of neuron differentiation; protein homooligomerization
Source: RefSeq, a predicted model, not a curated record